Molecule: messenger RNA, 1754 nt
Organism: Nematolebias whitei (Rio pearlfish)
Lineage: Eukaryota; Metazoa; Chordata; Actinopteri; Cyprinodontiformes; Rivulidae
Product: radixin
Exons: 13
Coding region: 34-1719 (561 amino acids)
Biological process (GO): positive regulation of protein localization to early endosome; positive regulation of early endosome to late endosome transport; regulation of cell shape
Cellular component (GO): plasma membrane; adherens junction; cytoskeleton
Molecular function (GO): actin binding; cell adhesion molecule binding
Source: RefSeq, a predicted model, not a curated record
CUGUUUUUGCAGAUCAAUGUGCGCGUCACUACCAUGGAUGCUGAGUUGGAGUUUGCUAUCCAGCCAAACACAACUGGCAAACAGCUCUUUGACCAGGUGGUGAAGACUGUGGGUCUGAGGGAGGUCUGGUUUUUUGGUCUGCAGUACACAGACAGCAAAGGCUACGUGACUUGGCUCAAACUCAACAAGAAGGUGACACAGCAGGAUGUGAAGAAGGAGAAUCCUCUGCAGUUCAAGUUCAGAGCAAAGUUCUUUCCAGAGGAUGUUUCUGAGGAGCUCAUCCAGGAGAUCACACAGAAACUCUUCUUCCUGCAGGUGAAAGAAGCCAUUCUGAAUGAUGAGAACUACUGUCCUCCAGAGACGGCUGUGUUGUUAGCUUCCUACGCCGUCCAAGCCAAGUAUGGAGAUUACAAUAAAGAUGUUCACAGGCCUGGUUACCUGGCAAAUGACCGGCUACUUCCACAGAGAGUUCUGGAGCAGCACAAGCUGACCAAGGAGCAGUGGGAAGACAGAAUACAGAGCUGGCAUGAGGAGCACAGAGGCAUGCUCAGAGAAGAUGCAAUGAUGGAGUACCUGAAGAUCGCUCAGGAUCUGGAGAUGUACGGUGUCAACUACUUUGAAAUCAAAAACAAGAAGGGCACAGAGCUGUUGCUGGGGGUCGAUGCCUUGGGACUCAACAUUUAUGAACAUGAAGACAAGUUGUCGCCAAAGAUCGGCUUCCCGUGGAGUGAGAUCAGAAACAUUUCUUUCAACGACAAGAAGUUUGUCAUUAAACCCAUUGACAAGAAAGCUCCAGACUUUGUGUUUUACGCCCCUCGGUUGAGAAUCAACAAGCGCGUCCUGGCUUUGUGCAUGGGAAACCAUGAAUUGUACAUGAGAAGGAGGAAGCCAGACACCAUCGAGGUGCAGCAGAUGAAAGCUCAGGCCAGAGAAGAGAAGCACCACAAAAUGAUGGAGAGAGCACAGCUGGAGAAUGAGAAGAAAAAGCGUGAGCUUGCAGAGAAAGAGAAGGAGCGGAUAGAACGAGAGAAAGAAGAGCUGAUUGAGAGGCUGAGGCAGAUCGAAGAGCAGACGCAAAGAGCUCAGAAAGAGCUGGAGGAACAGACUCGCAGGGCGCUGGAGCUGGACCAAGAGCGAAAACGAGCAAAGGAGGAAGCGGAGCGGCUGGAGCGUGACAGACAGGCAGCAGAGGAGGCCAAGGCAGCACUGGCUCAGCAGGCUGCCGACCAAAUGAAGACGCAGGAACAGCUGGCUGCUGAGUUAGCUGAAUUCACAGCCAAAAUUGCUUUGCUUGAGGAGGCGAAAAGGAAAAAAGAAGAGGAAGCAACAGAAUGGCAACACAAAGCUCUGUCAGCACAGGAAGACCUGGAGAAGACUAAGGAAGAGCUGAAGACGGCCAUGACAUCUCCACCAGCAGCUGAACAUGAUGAACAGGACGAAACAAAUGCAGAGGCGAGCGCUGAGCUUCUCAGCGACAGUCUGAGCACUGACCGCAGCGAGGAGGAACGAAUCACUGAGACACAGAAGAACGAGCGUGUGAUGAAACAGCUACAGACACUGAGCUCAGAGUUGGCCGAGGCUCUGGACGACACCAAGAAAACCCAGAACGACAUGCUGCAUGCUGAGAACGUCCGGGCAGGAAGAGACAAGUACAAAACCCUGCGCCAGAUCCGCCAAGGCAACACCAAGCAGCGUAUCGACGAGUUUGAAUCCAUGUGAGCCGGUCGACGCAUGAUGCUCAGGAGAGACCAUCG